Molecule: messenger RNA, 6673 nt
Organism: Xiphias gladius (swordfish)
Lineage: Eukaryota; Metazoa; Chordata; Actinopteri; Istiophoriformes; Xiphiidae
Gene: rabep1
Product: rabaptin, RAB GTPase binding effector protein 1
Exons: 19
Coding region: 104-2689 (861 amino acids)
Biological process (GO): endocytosis
Cellular component (GO): intracellular membrane-bounded organelle
Molecular function (GO): growth factor activity; GTPase activator activity
Source: RefSeq, a predicted model, not a curated record
UAGCUUAACACAGCAGUUGUGAUGUUAGCCUGUUUUCUUGGGCACUCCUAGCUGCUUUAUCCCACUGCUCUGGUAAUUGCUUCGAGCCCCCCCUCAGGAAACCAUGGCCGAGGAGGCCUCGGGAUCCCCUCUGUCGUCCCAACAUGACGAGGUGCUCCAGCAGCGAGUGGCAGCUCUGGAGCAGGAAAGGGCCGAGUUCAUCAAGCUCAAGCAGCAGCUGGAGGUUGAGUUCAACCAGAAACGAGCCAAGUUCAAAGAGCUCUACCUGACGAGGGAAGAGGAGCUGAAGAGGCAGACUGUGGCGCUGGAGGGCGCCCAGGCAGAGCUGGGCUCCGUCCAGACCCAGCUGGCCCAGGCCCGGGCCGAGAUAGAGACCAUCAAAGCCGUGGCCACCGUGUCGGAAAACACCAAGCAGGAAGCCAUCGACCAGGUCCGCAGCCAGUGGCAGGAAGAGGUGGCCUCGCUGCAGGCCAUCAUGAAAGAAACAGUGUGUGAGUAUGAGGUCCAGUUCCACCAGCGCCUGGAGCAGGAGCGGGCCCAGUGGAACCAGUACCGCGAGGCAAUGGAGAGGGAACUGGGUGACCUGAGACGACGCCUCACUGAGGGCCAGGAGGAGGAAAACCUGGAGGAUGAAAUGAAAAAAGCCCAGGAGGAUGCCGAGAAGCUGCGGUCGGUGGUGAUGCCCAUGGAGCAGGAGAUCGCAGCCCUGAAAGCCAAACUGACUACGGCCGAGGACCGCGUGAAGGAACUGGAGGCCUCUAAGGUCAAAGAGCUCAAUCACGUUCUCGAGGCUGAGAAGUCGUGUCGUACAGAUCUGGAGAUGUAUGUGGCCGUGCUGAACACGCAGAAAUCUGUCCUCCAGGAAGAUGCGGAGAAACUACGGAAGGAGCUCCACGAUGUCUGUCACAAGCUGGAGUUGGAGCGGCAGCAGCACAAUCAGCUGAAACACACGUGGCAGCGGGCCAACGACCAGUUCCUGGAGUCCCAGCGCCUCCUCAUGAGGGACAUGCAGAGGAUAGAGAGCGUGCUGUCGUCUGAGCAGCUCCGCCAGGUGGAGGAGAUGAAGAAGAAAGACCAGGAGGAGGAUGAAAAAGAGAGGUUGAGCCAAGUGAAAGAGCUGCACGAGGACGAUGGGGGAGACAACACCGAGCCUUUGGAGGACUUUUUCCUCGGGAUGAGCGUUGAGGAGCCCCAUGCCAACCACAGUGCCCACGGCUCAAUGCACUCCUUAGACACUGACGUGGUGGUCGGGGGCCCCAUGGACCCCUACAAAGAGAACUUGCGGAGAGUUCAGUCGACGGACAGCCUCGGCUCCUCGCUGUCUGCCCAGCAGGGCCUCGGUGGCCAAAACCACAAGGCCAAGUCGGCCAGCCACUUGGACGAGUCGGACUUUGGGCCCUUGGUGGGGGCCGACUGCGGGAUGACAGACAGUAGUUUUGGUGAAACUUCAUCCAUCAGCUCGAUCAAGCUGACAGCGAGCCACUUCCUGCUGACUAAAGACCAGGAGAAGGCCAUCAAAGCCAUGACCCCUGAGCAGGAGGAGACAGCGUCGCUGCUGUCCAGCAUCUCCCACGCCCCCGACACCGCCUUCUUACCGCCUGCAGGCUACCGGCUGGUCAGCGACAGCGAGUGGAACCUGCUGCAGCAAGAGGUGAAAAACGCCGGGAGGAAGCUCGGCCGACGUUGUGAUAUGUGCUCCAACUACGAGAAGCAGCUGCAGGCCAUCCAAGGACAAGAGGCAGAGACACGAGAUCAGGUGAAGAAACUGCAGGUGAUGCUGCGUCAAGCCAAUGAUCAGCUGGAGAGGACGAUGACCGAGAAACAGAAUUUGGAGGAUUCGGUCAAAUUAGGCAACGAGGAGACCGCUGCUAAGGUGUCCGCCCUCAUGCAGAGGGUCCAGGAGUCAGAAACGCUGCUCAGCACACUACAACAGGCCUUCAGUGACGCUAAGAGGAACACACAGGAACAGAUGGGGGUGCUGUUGAAGUCGAGGGAGCAGGUAGCAGAUGAACUAAGCCGACUACAGAGAGACAACGAGAGCCUGCAGGGAAAACACAGGCUGCACAUAGAACUACAGCAACAAGAGGACUUCCAGAUGCCCAAUACUGUGCAAGAGCUACAAGGCCUGGUGUUGCAUUUGCGAGACGACAUGGUGGCGUUACGGACGUCUGCUGAUCACAUGGAGGAGAAGCUGAAGGCUGAGAUUCUGUUUCUGAAGGAGCAGAUCCAGGCAGAGCAGUGUCUCAAGGAAAACCUGGAGGACACUCUGCAGCUGGAGAUCGAGGGCUGUAAGGAGGAAAUAGACAUCUUGGAAGCUUCUUUCUCCAGUUUGAAGACAGAGCUGGAGCGAAUAAAAGCUGAGAAGGAACAGCUGGAGAAAAGCCUAGCAGAGAAGACUGAGACACUGGAGAGCAUCCAGGGCCUGAGGAUCAGCCUGGAGCAGCAGCUCAAAGAGCUCGCCGCUGCAAAGAGUGCACUAGAGAGUCAGGUCCUCGAUGAGAGAGACAAAGCUCAGCGGCUGCAAACAGAGCUGGAUGUCAGUGAACAGGUUCAGAAGGACUUUGUCAAACUUUCUCAGACUCUUCAGGUACAGUUGGAGCGAAUACGACAGGCGGACUCGUUGGAUCGAAUCAGAGUAAUCCUCAACGACACCAACUUGACUGACAUCAACCAGCUUCCAGAGACAUGAUACCACUGAAUGAAAACUGCCCUCAGUUUCAUUCCCCUCUUUCUCUACCACUGGCCCAGUAACAUUAUUGAUCUGACCCUUCCUCCUCCCCAUAACCACCGUGGAAGAGCUUGGAAGGACAAGGACAGACAUGGCAUGGGAUGCUCAUGGGCUUUUGUGUACAUUAUAAAUCAUGGAACACACCAUGGAUAGAAUAAUGAAGAAGAACACUACUAAAAAAAAAUGUAAAUAACUAAAUGCCUGACUGUGGACGGAGGGAGUGGAAGUCCAUCUUUCUGUGGGUUUGUGUUUUGUUUCUACUGUAGAUAUGACUCUGUAUUAGCUCAACCAAAAAAGGUUUGUCGUCUUCUACAGCACUUUUCAUCUGCAACUUCCCUUUCCAGGUCAAUAGGAAACAAUUGGAUGCAUAACUUUUCUCCUUCUGUUCUCAGAGCGGUUGAUAAUCGCUUCCUUGUUCCGCUCACUUGUUCUUUCCGUGUGUUUCUUUUUUCUCCCCCUAUUUCUGGCUGUUUUUCUGUGGCAUUUUUCCGCCUUGUUCUGGUCAUUUCACCCUGUGCAACCUAUGAUAAAGACACAAUGAAGGAUGGAAAAUACUUGCACAUAACUUAACUCGCAUAGACAAGAAAAGGAACAUGACACAAAACGAGCAAUACCCUCCACUUCUUAAGCAUCCACUACUGUAUCUUCCCUUGAUUUUUUGCUCUUAGCGUCUGACAGAAAUCUUUUUUUAAAAGCUGCAGAAAAAUAGUGAAGAAACAUUACUCAUGUUCAAAGCUGUGGGUUUUAUUUUUCAACUUCCCUCUUGUUUCUUGGUUGUCAAGAAAACACUAGUUAACCCAGCUGAUGUGGAGUAAAGAAAUGGUUAGUUGAGGGGAACAAAGGAUGAGAUUUCAACAUUAAAGUGUAAAUGGAAAAUAACAGAUUUUAAUACACACUUUGCUCCUUUUAUUGAUUGCCUUUUUGAAUUGACUUUGGAUUGACUUUCUUAAUGAAAUUCUAAAGCCCUUAAAUUACAGUGGGCGGCUUUUAAAAUAUUAUGGAAGAGCACACUGUCACAAGGCUGGCACGAGGUGUUUCUGUCCCAUCCUUCCCAGGGAGAGCGCGGGGUCAGGUUCAAAUGCAGAGGUGGUAGCUGGUGGGGAAAACGCCUCGGGAUGGUGGGAGGUUUGGAAAAGUUAGCCUCUAACAAACAAGCCAAUCUACUAUUCCCUUAGAGGUGAGGAGUGGAUUCUUUGCAAAAAAAUAGUUACCUGUCUGACUGGGAAGUCACGACCUGAGGAAAGCUGACUUUUCUUACACAUAUAUACAUAUAUAUAUAUAUACAAUAUAGUGUGUCAAUUCAUUCAUCACUACAAGAAUUUUCUGUUGUGUGUGAAGUUUCUGAUGGAUUUAAAAGUAAAUAAUGAAAGUGUUAGGGUCAGCGCGUUAGAAGCCAACCACGAAUGAGCUGUGUUUGUUCCGUGGUGGUGAAAAAAUAACUAAACGAUCCGAAUCUUCCGAGAAGACUUCGCAAACUGUGCGGCAGAGGUACAGAAGUCACUAAAACACAGUCGUGCAGUAACUCACCGACUGCUACUUGGCUAAACCUGCCGGCAUGCUUCUCCGCAGCCGCUUGUCGAUGCAACAAUCACACCCGCGCCGCGCAGCGAUUGGUCACUUGUGUGUGGGUGAGGAAGUAGGCUGGUUUUGAGCUUUUCCUUUCUCCUUCACGCAACCUUUCACGCGAACAGCCGAGCGCAACGUCAUGAAUGUCCUCCGGGAGAGACUGUUUGGAAAUCUGUGCCUUCAUUCCCGUAUUUAAAUGAUACUGCCCCCCCCCCAAUCCAUGAAGGCCGGCUUUUCACUCGGCUUUUCAACGUGGCCAUUCGGAGGAACUUUCUAACACGACCCGACCCGUAGAAAUGGACUCUUAACGUCUCAGAAUGCUUCAAAACGCACCAGCUUGUACGACGGCGUCCGAAUACGCCUGAAGACGAAAGUGUUUUAUACCUUUUCUGAGUGGCGACACUCGAAGGUGGAUGUUCAACAGCAGUUAGUCUCCUUAAAGGCAUUCAUAAUGUCGCACUCGUUGUGCACAUGGCGUGAUUGUCACGUCCGUCUCUCCCGUCGUUUUCGAGCGAACAAUCGAGCCCAACAGCACGAACGUCCUCCAGGAGAGACGGUCAGAAAAUGUGGGCCCUUAUCCCCACAUUUAAAACUAUCACCGCAUUUUCCCAUUUCUCUGCGAAGACCAGCUUUUGACUCCGUCUCUGAAACACUCUUGAACCCAGAUGUGGUCGGACAACACGCUGUGCAAACUAGUUCUUUUUGAGCAUAAUCGAAUCCUAGAUGUUGACUACUCAUAGGUUUUUUGGAAAGGUCACAUGCCACAAAAGCCAUGGUAUGCUUCGAGAAAAAAAAAAACUAGGCUGUGCAAAGUGUCAUCCAACCACGUCUAAAGACCUUUUCAAGAACUCCCUUGUUUUUCGGGUGUCUCUGUUGUCUCAACACGAUAACUUGUACAAGAGGGGCAAGAGAGGGAAGUUCAAAUCCUGCCUGCCGUCACCACCUUCACUCUCGCGGCUGAUCGCUGCAUUUAAGCGGGCGAGAUUGUUGUACUUGCUGUUUCGGAAAGUCCCAAAAAUUGUCCGACGCGACAAACACAGCCCUUCAAACACAGCCCUUGUGAGGUCGUCUGACGCGAGUCUCAAAACCCCCUUUCUAUCCGCGUCAUCAUCGCGACUGAUGACGCGGAUAGAAAGGGGGUUUUGAGACUCCCGUCAGACGACCUCACAAGGGCUGUGUUUGAAGCCUGAAUCCAUACUGAAAAUUGACAGUUGUGCUGCCUCCCUUUUUUAGUAAUCCAUAUUUAACUCAAGCAGUUUGAUUAGGGGUAGGAUCUAAACCACAGCAAGGCUGGGAGCUGCAGGAACACGCAGGUGGCUUUCAUUAAGCAGCUACACUGAGACUUUUGGUUUUCUGAGGUAUGAAACAGGGCUGCCCAGUCCCCCCCCCCCCCCAAAACCUGUUGCUUUUUUUGUUUGUGUUUUUGUUUGUUUCUUUGUUUUUUCCUCUGAAGGGAAUAAAUAAACGCAAGAAUAUUAACAGGAAGUCGUAUGGGUUGGGGUGAUUCUUAGUCAGUCUGAGUAUGUGGCUUCCUGUACUGUGCCAGGUUUUACCACCUCCGCCAAGGAGGUUAUGUUUUUCGCCCGUGUCUGUUGGUCUGUUGGUUUGUUGGUUUGCUGGUUUGUUUGUCAGCGGGCCUACGCACAAAAAAGUGCUGAACCGAUUUGCCACCGAACUUGCUGGCGUGAUGGGGCACGGGGCCAGGGAGGAACCCGUUAAACUUGGGUGCAGAUCCAGGAAUCUUUUUCUCACUUCCCCUCAGCACUGCUAAGAUAGGGCAACUUUUUUUUUUCCCCCCGACAUUUUCAUAAACAUUUGGCCUUGGCGGACGUAGGCCCACUACUGAAUGCCGUUCUAGUUACACAUUUGACCAAUAUGGGCGACCACUCAUUUUUUUACACAACUCAAGAGGUAGUACAUUACCAGCUGCUACACGCCUACAUUUUCAACGUUCAGGCUGCCACCGAAUCCUGGAGUUCGAUGAUUUUGUCCAAAUGUGCACAGAGAAAUAUGAUAUUGAGUGUUCAGAGGGAGACAAAUACAGACUACUGAGUGAAAAAUCAGUCAUAAACGGCAAACAAUAGCACCAGAGAGACUGCACCAACUGUUGUGAAACUACUUACUUUGCUUUCUAAUGUGCAGAUAGAGACAAUAUAUGGUUUCGAGAACCCCAAAGAAUAGUUUUUUUGUUUUCAAACUUCUAAGUAUGUGAACCAUUUCCCAGGAAUCGGCUGUCAGGGUGGGCUCUGAGUAAAGAUUGUGACUCAGCGUUGUGCGCUCAUUUGAAACGGUUGGACACACGAGACUGCAAACGCGGUUUUAUGGAAAAUAUGAGGCUGAAUCAAUUUUCUCCUGUUGUAAAAAAAAAAAUUAAAAAUU